Messenger RNA from Colletotrichum acutatum, 357 nucleotides. RefSeq lists its product as uncharacterized. The transcript has 3 exons. NCBI's taxonomy places the organism in Eukaryota, Fungi, Ascomycota, Sordariomycetes, Glomerellales, Glomerellaceae. The coding region runs from base 1 to 357 and encodes 118 amino acids. The record is from RefSeq and is a predicted model, not a curated record.
AUGCAGAGAGGUGCGCACCCAGGCAAUACGUCGCUUAUGAGUGGGUGGGAGCGCCCAUCAGUUCGUAUGGAGUCCGCAUUUCAUCCGCCACCCCGGACAAUUCUCUAUGACGAAUUGCAAACCGUCGUCUGCGUGCCAGAGGAAUGGCUGACUGGCGCCUCUGUCGUCAAUGUUUGGCUUGUUAUGACCUCUACUGCGUACUAUGGAUACUUGAGGUACGUGGGCCAACUUGCGAGGCCGAGGUCCGAAUACUUCGACAGUACUUCCGAUGUACCCCGUGGGCGAGAAAGUGGUGCUCCGGUUCUACCACCCAAGUCCCCUUGUGGCUCCGCUGAGGUAUUGACCAUGUCAACUUAA